Trichoplax adhaerens is the source of this 1698-nucleotide messenger RNA. RefSeq lists its product as uncharacterized. Gene Ontology annotation, molecular function: centromeric DNA binding. The coding region runs from base 1 to 1698 and encodes 565 amino acids. NCBI's taxonomy places the organism in Eukaryota, Metazoa, Placozoa, Uniplacotomia, Trichoplacea, Trichoplacidae. The record is from RefSeq and is a predicted model, not a curated record. Gene Ontology annotation, cellular component: kinetochore. The transcript is spliced from 15 exons. Gene Ontology annotation, biological process: attachment of mitotic spindle microtubules to kinetochore; spindle attachment to meiosis I kinetochore; kinetochore assembly.
AUGCCCAAGAAAAAGCGAAGCCAAAGUAGUCGCCCGUCACGUUUCGAUCAUGUAGGCCCUUUAUCAUUAGGAUUGCCAGAAAAAUUGCGAAAAUUGCUAAAUGCUAACUCUCAACCCAAACGUCUGAAAAAAGCAGUCCGGCGUGAUGAUGCUGGCUUUGAAUUCUUCGAAGAUUAUUUGGAUUCAAUACAAGAAAGUUCAAUAGACGAUUCAGUCCUGUCCAAUGCAACUCCUAAAAGUAGUAAAUUGAAGUCUCAAAUACUGCCUGAUUUAACAACAACUCCUAAGCAUCAAAGUGACCCGGGAUUACGUGACAGCCAUAUCGAUUUCAUAGAAGAUAAUAUCACCGUUACUCCUACUCGCGAUAAUGAAAAGAAUAGUAGAGCUCAAAGUACGCCCAAAACGACGAAUAUUAUGAAGAGAAUUGAAGACAACGACAAAUUCACAAGCUUACGGACUUAUAAUGAUAUUAGCUUUUCCUCUUGUGACGAGGAUGGGCAGAACAAUACUUUAUCAAAUGAAGCACCUUCACCUAUUGUAGAAAUUGAGGAAGAUAGACCUUGCAACGAAAGUAUGACUGAAGAAGUCGAUGUUAUAGACGAAAUACCUGUUAAUAGUAAUGAAAGUAUAGAAAUUGAGCAUAUUAGCGACAACAUUACACACGAUGAAGUUGUUAAUGUGGACAUUGCCGAAAACAAUAUUUCUGUACACCCUGCUGCAACUGCCGAAAUUACCGUAGAUAACAAUAUCGACGACGAGAAAGAAAAUAAUAUGGAAUGUUCAGUGGAAGUUUCACCAGAUGUAGAAGAUAGUACUAGAAAAGCCAAACGACAUAAAUUUGCCAUACCAUUAUCUAAUUCGAGUGUAUUUACCAAUGAGUCUGUUGUAAUAUCAUCAGAAUUAGAUAAGAAGAACAUUAAUCGAUCAUCUCAUAUCUCGACAGGGCCUAAGAAAUCAUUUGAUUUAGCCAAAAAAGUAUUUAUAAAGCCUCAAAAAAUCAUCGAACCUAAAAAUGAAAGAACUCCUGGUGUUCGUAGAAGUAAUCGCAAGAGAGUACGCACGUUAGAAUACUGGCGUGGCGAAAGGAUUCAAUAUAAAGCUAAUACGUCUGGACUACAAAUUGGAGGAGUUAUAAGCCCUCAUGUAUCAAAGAAAAUACGCCAUAAUGGUGUUGGAAUAAGAAAAAUGGGCGAAGGAGGAGUCUUAUCCGAUGAAUAUGACUGUGAUAUCAAGACAGAGUCCAGCGAAGAUGAGAUUGAAAGUUUAGACGAUUAUGAAACCACAGCAACACCAUCGGGUGUGGUUUUUAAUUCUUCGCAAAGUAAAGAAGUGCUUACAACUGUUGUAGCAACCGAGUCGAUGCUAACAUUAAAAAACCCUGCUGGUGAGGUAGCCACUGAAAAUGAUCCUUUGAAGAUGGCUAAGGUUUGGACGAAUGAUCGAGGAGCAAUUGGCCUUUUAGAAAUAGCACCGGAAAAGGAAAAGGGAACACAGUUUGUUCGAAAAGAUCGUAUGUACUUCGUGAUCUUAAAAGGAAAGCUAGCAGUUGAUAUCGGUCGAAAGAAGACGAUAUUAAAUGAAAGAAGUUUCUUUUUUGUACCUGAAGGUAACACUUACAAUAUAAAGAAUAUUUCCAAAAAGAAGCCGGCUACAGUUGCGUUCAUGCAGUUAAAGGGAAUGGAGACGCCAGCUGUCUAA